This is a messenger RNA of Acanthosepion pharaonis, 1098 nucleotides long. The record is from the annotation of a GenBank genome assembly. Lineage: Eukaryota; Metazoa; Mollusca; Cephalopoda; Sepiida; Sepiidae.
AUGCACCAAACCGUGCAAUUUCAAACAACAACCGACUUCUACGUCAUGCCAGAAGGCGGGAAACGCCAUUCCCAACAGCGCAUGAAGACGGCGUCUACUGUUGGGAUAGGAAAUGCCAGCCGUCUAUUCUACGAAAGUAGAAACUCUCAUCAGAAGGGAGAGAACAGCGACAAGCUGACAUCAAAGCGACACGGACAGUUUCGAGCACGCACACAUCGAGAGGAUUCACACAACAGGCAAUAUCACGUAUCAGUGAACAUUCUUUCACCCUCUCCUUCUCUCAUCUCGCUCGCUACACAUAGUCCUACCUUUCCCUCUCACAUUCCCAGUUCCUUUCUUUUCUUUUUCUUCCUCAGCUUUACGGACAAUUUCAUUUCUGCAUUAUUUGAUGCGAAGCGAAUCACCUCCCAGAGAACCCGGUAUUGUUACUUAGUGGAAAAACUGCCAGCAGACAUCGUCGAGGAAGUAAUGGAUUUACUGGAAAAUGUCCCGGAUGACAACCCGUACGAUAGACUCAAGGAAGCAAUUUUAAAACGGACCGGUGCCUCGAACGAAGCCAUGCUACGCAACCUUUUCACUCAGGUUGAAUUAGGAGACCGCACCCCAUCGCAGUUAUUGAGGCACAUGCGAACCUUACUGGGUGACAACAAAAUGUCCGAGAACAUUAUGCGGAGCUUAUGGCUGGACAAGUUACCCACUACAACAACACAAAUCCUCGCAUCCAUGACGGAGGAAACGCAGACAGAAAAACUCGCGGACAUUGCAGAUCGUAUCCAUGAAAGUUUUCAAAGCCGCAGGGUAAACUCUAUCCAUCCACAACCAGCCCAACAAAGAGACAGGGAAUUUAACGACCUCAAGUCUACUGUAGAAAGGUUGUCUAUACAAUUACAAGUCUUACUGCAAAAAGACCGACAGUACCGCCGCGAUAAAUGUCCAGGCUACAGAAAGCGAAGUUUCAGCAGAGGCCGGACUGACAACCGCAAUCGAAAAGAUGAAAUUUGUUACUACCACAAAAGGUUUGGUCCUGAGGCGAGACGUUGUACACAUCCUUGUUCUUUCAACAACGCGAAUUCGGGAAACGAAAAUUCCAGCCAGUAG